Molecule: messenger RNA, 1256 nt
Organism: Cuscuta europaea
Lineage: Eukaryota; Viridiplantae; Streptophyta; Magnoliopsida; Solanales; Convolvulaceae
Source: the annotation of a GenBank genome assembly
GUGGUGUUCGUAUCAUUGUUGUCUACAACAACACUCAAAUCUCCUUCAAUCUCCAUUUCUUCUAACCAACCAAAGGCAAAAAAGGAACACAACAAGAAAUGAAAUAGAUUUUUUGUGCAUAAUUGCUUCGAAUCACAAUAAGUGAAUGCAUCACGGUGUUGUUGGGAGGAGUAGACCGUUGAUAUUAGAUGAAAAAGCAGAGACGCACAGUCACCGAGAAAAUCUAUCCGGUCUAACGUUAUUGGCCGUAUUGGGCGGCGGAGACAUGUCGGCGGUGACUCCCCAGCAGACGCGGACCCUUCUGGAUGUCAUAAAGGACGAUCCGAACGGCAGCAAGGAAAACCGGAAAACAUGGAAGCAUUUCAAGGAAAAGCUCCGGCUAAAGCGUGCCGGCGCCGCCUGGACUUCCACCGUCCCGAUCCCUGCCUCCGACGUCCCGAUCAAUCCGACGAACUACAGGGCGAUGAUGGCUCGGAGGCUUUCCUCCCGGUUUCCUUCCACGAACCACGGCCCCGACGCUGAAUACCCCGCCGAGGAAUACAAACCGGAGCUAUCUAUGUCCGUCUCGCGGAGAGAUCUGAGAUCCGCCCCGUCGAGCAGAAUGUUGAACAGGAAUCCAAGCCGCGCGGCAGAUAGGAGCUUCAAAUUACAGAGCUCGAUGUCAAUAAGGAGACCGGCCGAAGGCGGAGAUGAUGAAAUUGACGGAGGCGAGGGAGAAGACGGAGAAAAUGAUGAGGGCGGAGAAGGAGGAGGAGAGCCGCCGGUUAGGAUGUCGCUGAUGGCGUUGCUGGCGGAAUCUGAAGGCGGAUACAUGAUGGAUGAGGAAGAGGAGGAGGAAGGCGGAGGUUGCGAGGACUACGGCGGCGGGGAAUUCCACAACUGCUGCGUGUGUAUGGUGAGGCACAAGGGCGAGCCGUUCGAGCCGUGCGGCCACACGUUCUGUAGGCUCUGCUCGAGGGAGCUUUGGGCGGAGAAGGGGAAUUGUCCACUCUGCAACAAUUUCAUACUCGAAAUUCUCGACAUUUUUUGAUCAAUUCCCGCCAAAUUAAACCCCUUCUCGGCAAUUUUGAUUUAGUUUUUUUUCUAUAUAUACUACGUAUUUGUGUUUGCUUUACUGUGUUUGCUACUUGCUAGAUAUGUAUUUUGUUAUUGUGUCCUUGUUAUUACUGGUUAAACUUGAAAAAACCGCAUGAUUCUUAAUUUCUUAUCGGUCCCUAUACAUUACAGAAAUACAGAGUAUUAAUUUAAUGUAUUAA